This is a messenger RNA of Rattus norvegicus (Norway rat), 2775 nucleotides long. It is a transcript of the gene Spsb4, whose product is annotated as splA/ryanodine receptor domain and SOCS box containing 4. NCBI's taxonomy places the organism in Eukaryota, Metazoa, Chordata, Mammalia, Rodentia, Muridae. The record is from RefSeq and is marked provisional. Gene Ontology annotation, molecular function: ubiquitin-like ligase-substrate adaptor activity. The transcript is spliced from 3 exons. Gene Ontology annotation, biological process: protein ubiquitination; intracellular signal transduction; ubiquitin-dependent protein catabolic process. Bases 709 to 1530 code for a protein of 273 amino acids. Gene Ontology annotation, cellular component: cytoplasm.
GGCCCUGGCGGUCGGCGCGCCCCGCGCACAAAGGCGCCCAGCCCCUGGGGAAGGCAAUGAGCGCACAGCAGCCCGGGCCCUGGCCACCGCUGCAGCCCUCCAGGCGUGUGCUCGGUGCUCUGGGGAAGAAACCGGGUGCUCCGGGGACGAGCGGCCGAGGUGAGGCCCGAGUGCCCUGAGUGCGAGAUUCGUCGCCCUCCAGGUCAGGCGCCAAGCUUUAGGGCCACCAGGGCAAGGGCUUCCGCGCCCCUCUGAGAUCAGCGUAGUCGGGCACUUCACCACUCGGGACUGGACCUCGGCGGCCACUCGCCUCUCCUGAGCGUCAACUUCUCCAAGAACGUCCCUAACUCCAGGGCACCCUGCGGAGAGAGAGGGCGCUGCCGCCGGGUACAACUGAGAGGACGCGUCGCUGACUGAGAAGCAGCAGCCAGCAUCCGCGGGGUCGCUCGGGCGCCCCUGAGUGGGCGGCAGUGGCAGCAGACCUCUCUCCCGGGAGUCCCGGACCUGCCAGCGCUGGGGAUUCCUCCCAGGCGGGCGCUCGUCUUCUCUUUUAUGGAGCUUGGGCCCUUGCCACAGCCCAGCAGAGGCUGUAGAGAACAACCGUCAGAAAGUCUGGUUCCCAGCCCCAGGGUCCAUCCCUGGAUACCAGGAGUGGAAGCUUCUGCGAGGUAGCAGUGGCCAGCAGCGGUCCCCUCCCCAUAGUGAACCAUGGGUCAGAAGCUCUCUGGGAGCCUCAAGUCUGUGGAGGUGCGAGAGCCAGCGCUUCGGCCAGCCAAGCGGGAGCUCCGAGGCUUAGAGCCUGGGCGGCCAGCACGGCUAGACCAGCUGCUAGACAUGCCUGCAGCGGGCUUGGCUGUACAGCUGAGACACGCGUGGAACCCUGAGGACCGAUCCCUCAAUGUCUUCGUAAAGGAUGACGACCGCCUCACCUUCCACCGACACCCGGUAGCCCAGAGCACAGAUGGCAUCCGAGGCAAGGUUGGCCAUGCCCGGGGUCUGCAUGCAUGGCAGAUCCAUUGGCCAGCUAGGCAGCGGGGUACCCACGCUGUGGUGGGCGUGGCCACAGCCCGUGCCCCUUUGCACUCUGUGGGUUACACCGCACUGGUAGGCAGUGACUCCGAGUCGUGGGGCUGGGACCUGGGUCGUAGCCGCCUCUACCACGACGGCAAGAACCGGCCUGGGGUGGCAUACCCUGCCUUCCUGGGGCCAGAUGAGGCCUUUGCUCUGCCGGAUUCCUUAUUGGUUGUAUUGGACAUGGAUGAGGGCACGCUCAGCUUCAUCGUGGAUGGCCAGUACUUGGGCGUGGCAUUCCGUGGCCUCAAGGGCAAGAAACUAUACCCGGUGGUGAGUGCUGUAUGGGGUCACUGCGAAGUCACCAUGCGCUACAUCAAUGGCCUUGACCCUGAGCCUCUGCCGUUGAUGGACCUAUGCCGGCGAUCCAUCCGCUCAGCCCUGGGCAGACAGCGCCUGCGGGACAUCGGCUCCCUGCCCCUGCCUCAGUCUCUUAAAAACUAUCUGCAGUACCAAUGAGCAGUGCUGAGGACCUGCUGUCACCUGUGGUCACACAGCUCCGGAGCAUUGGGAUGACAUCACUGAUUUGCUGCCAUCAACCAGGACCAGGAGGCCACCAAGGGAACCAGAGUGUAGAGACCAUUUCUUCCUCCAGAGAAUGAAUAAAACAUUCAGUAGGAGAUGGCGUCCGGUUCCCCACUGCAGACGGCUCAGGAAGAUUGGCCAGUGGAGAGAAAAUAGGUUCUGAAUAAUGAACGACGAAGUCAGGCCUUCACGCUCUCCUCCCCGCCUGCCCCUGGCCAGGGCAGAGAGACCAUCCUUCCAUAUUAAGACUCAGUACCACUUUGAGAGACGGGUCCAGGGCCCAUAGCAGGGCUAAAACGCCUGGCCUUACCUCUCUGAGCUUGGCUUCCUCAUCCCUUCCUGCCCUCUUGCCCCAUGGAUAGAGUUCUUUGGCUACCCCCCACCCCUCUAUUCAGGGACACGAAUCUGAUGACUUGCCCCGGGGACAGAGCUUAUUCUUGGCUAUGUUCAUUGUCAGUAGUGUUUGCAUUUUGAAAGAGGAGUGUGGCAAAGGUGGCUUUCUCCCAAAGGUGCUAAGGAAGAGGGGAGCCUCGUGACACCAAGUCUGAGACACCCUGAGUACCCAGGGCUCUGGUGGCCAUCAUCAGGGUGAAGCCUGGCUGUCACAAAGCUUUCUCUGAGCAAAUUAUUUUUUCACUGCAGGAGACUUCCAGUUUGUCUCUCGUUUCCAGCGCACGUGUGUGUGUGUGUGUGUGUGUGUGUGUGUGUGUGUGUGUGUGUGUGUGUACAUGUAUGUGUAUGUAUGUGUGUGUUGGUGUGUGUAUGUGUAUACAUGUGUGUGUAUGUAUAUGUGUGUGUGUUGGUGUGUAUAUGUGUGUGUGUACGUGUGUGUGUGUACGUGUGUGUGUGUGUGUGUGUGGCGCUGUUUAUUUAUCAGCUGGGGCCCCGUGGGGUGGCCUUGGGACUGCAAAGUGUCUCUGCAGUCUCUGCAGGACCUGAGACCUAUCCUCUCACAGAAUGCUGCUGCUGCUGCUGCUGCUGCCGCUGCUGCUACUGCCACCAGCGCCACCAUUUGACAUCUUUCGUGUGUUCCAGAUACCCUCCACCCAGACUCGGUUUUAACUGGAAAUCGUCACAGAGUGGGAUACAAAGCCAGACAGCAGCGCAGCCUACACUUUAAUGUGAAUGUGACCUACAAGCAAGGGACAUUUCUAAUAAAGUUUGUCAUUCUGUCCUUGA